Sycon ciliatum is the source of this 987-nucleotide messenger RNA. RefSeq lists its product as uncharacterized. NCBI's taxonomy places the organism in Eukaryota, Metazoa, Porifera, Calcarea, Leucosolenida, Sycettidae. The record is from RefSeq and is a predicted model, not a curated record. The coding region runs from base 1 to 987 and encodes 328 amino acids. Gene Ontology annotation, biological process: DNA recombination; DNA integration. Gene Ontology annotation, molecular function: DNA binding. The transcript has a single exon.
AUGAAGUGGGCUGUAACCAUAUGGGAUGAGUUGCGGAAAAGUCGAACGGACACAUAUCCCAAUGAGAUGCUGGUGGCUGCCGUGAAAGCGCCAAUAUGGGAGGUUGGCGACAUCGAGCUGGUUUGGCUACUCCAGCGAUUUGUUUUGGAGAUCAGGGACCAAAAAGGCCAGAAAUACCCGGGUAAAACUGUCCACGAAAUUGUAGUCGAACUGCAGCGCGCAGUGCGCGAAAAGCGGCCAAGCUGUGCCUUCUUCAAUUCCUUUGAGUACAAGGGAUUUCAGGAUGUGAUGGACACAUGCAUGAAGGAGUCCGCCAGAACGUCUACAGGUCAACGCCGCCAAGCGCAGCCGAUCUGGCCAAAGGACGAGGACAAGCUCUGGGAAGCUGGCGGUCUCGGUAGUGACCAGCCCCAGCAGCUGCUGGAUACCGUGUUUUUCUUGGUUGGGAAGAACUUCGCUCUGCGAAGUGGCGAAGAGCACCGAUCCCCGAGAUAUCUGCCGAACUCGCAGAUAACCCUCCAUGAGCCUGAGGAUGGCAGAUCUUAUCUGCUCUAUACGGAGGAAGUGUCGAAAACCAAUCAGGGCGGGCUUAAAAGCCGCAAAGUCCAGCAGAAGUCUGUGCGCGCUUAUGACAACCCUAGCUGCCAACCUCGAUGCCCGGUUGCCAUAUUCAAGAAGUACGUAGCAAAGCGACCGAGUGAAGCUCAAGCAUUUUACCUGAAGCCUUUGCAGAAGCCAACGGAGCAAACGUGGUUCGGCAAUGUGCCUCUUGGGAAGAACACAUUGCGGUGUAUGGUUGCAGAUAUCUGCAGCAGAGGUGGCCUCAGUGGGUUCUUCACGAACCAUUCCUUGCGGCGGACGUGCGCUACACAACUGUACGACAACGGAGUUGAUGAACAGACGAUUAAAGAGGUGACUGGACACCGCAGCGACGCUGUGCGGCAGUAUAAGGUCACCUCCGAGAAAAAAACAGAUGGCAACAUCUGA